Molecule: messenger RNA, 1475 nt
Organism: Xiphophorus maculatus (southern platyfish)
Lineage: Eukaryota; Metazoa; Chordata; Actinopteri; Cyprinodontiformes; Poeciliidae
Gene: cd2bp2
Product: CD2 cytoplasmic tail binding protein 2
Exons: 7
Coding region: 91-1236 (381 amino acids)
Cellular component (GO): U5 snRNP
Molecular function (GO): protein binding
Source: RefSeq, a predicted model, not a curated record
AAGGGGGCGAUAGUGGGUCAGGUCUGUUUUGUUGAGCAAUGUCAAGGUGCAACGAAGAGGAAACGAAAACGAACUAUUUUCAUCAGCGCCAUGUCGAAAAGAAAAGUCACAUUUGAGGACGGAAACGGGGAGCUGGACCUGGAAGAUGACGGCCUGAGUAAAAAGGUGAAGCAGAACUUUGAGGCCGUCAGUGGACCAGGCUCCAGAUUUAAAGGUAAACACUCCCUGGACAGCGAUGAAGAGGACGACGGCGACGGCGCAGAGAGCAGCAAAUACAAUAUUCUCGACACUGAUGAUGUGGAGGGCCAAGAAGGAGCGACAAUUGACUACGACGAAGGAGUUUCCAUUACGCCUUUUAAUCUGGAAGAAGAGAUGCAAGAAGGACACUUUGACUCCGAGGGAAACUAUUUCAUCAAAAAGGAAACACAAAUUAGAGACAACUGGCUUGACAACAUAGACUGGGUGAGAAUAAAAGAGCAGCCUUUCAAAAAAAAAAAGAAAGGCCUUGCAGCCAAACGGAAACGCAGAGCUGGCGAUGAGGACGAGGCUGAGGAAGAAAAACAGAGAGAAGAGCAGCAGGCCGACCAGGAAGAUGAGGAGGAAGAGGAGGCCGAGCCGGCAGAGGAUCCGCUGGCGUCCUUAACGCAGCAGCAGCUUACCGAAGCCGUAAUUGAGUUGUUGCAACCCGGAGAAACGGUCGCUACCGCCCUCCGGAGGCUGGGAGGACUCAGUGGACGAAAGAAGGCGAAGUUGGGGGAAGACAAAGAUCCCACAGAGGAGCCUAACCGGGACACGGAGAAGCUCGACAGGCUCACAGCGUUGGCGGACAGACUGGUCGGAUCCGGGAUGUUUGAAAUUUACCAGCAGACGUAUGAAAAACUGGCGUACAUGAUGAAGAGCAUGACCAGCAAGCGGCCGGCGGUGGAGCAGAAACGGAGCGGCGGUGAGAAGCAAGACGACGAGCUCGACAUGUUUGGGGACAAGUUUGACGAGAAGGUUGGAGAAAAGUCCGAAAACAAAGACGAGGAAGACAAAAGAGUGAGUGAUGAAGUCAUGUGGGAAUACAAAUGGGAGAACGAAGAGAAGUCUGAAAUCUACGGGCCCUUCACCAGCGAACAGAUGCAGGGUUGGGUGGAUGAAGGCUAUUUCAGCAGCGGCGUCUACUGCAGGAGGGUGGAUCAGGGGGGAUCUCAGUUCUACAACUCGAAAAGGAUUGAUUUUGACCUCUACACAUGAAUCAUGUGCAUCAGAUGAAUCACAACCAAUGUUCUGUGUCAGCAUUUCCUGUUUUACAGGCUUUUUUUCUGAGUUUUUGGUGUAAAUGGAAUAUUUUAACUCUGCCUUUUGCUUUCUGCAAGUUGUUUUUAAAUAAACUUUUGUCCUGGUCUGGAUAGAGGUCAUGUUAUGGGUGGUAAAUAUGUACAUUUUCAAAAUAAAAAAUCCAAAUGGCAGAAUAUCUUCAACAGCAAUUUAAA